This is a messenger RNA of Piliocolobus tephrosceles (Ugandan red Colobus), 525 nucleotides long. It is a transcript of the gene FADS6, whose product is annotated as fatty acid desaturase 6. Gene Ontology annotation, cellular component: membrane. Gene Ontology annotation, biological process: lipid metabolic process. Lineage: Eukaryota; Metazoa; Chordata; Mammalia; Primates; Cercopithecidae. Gene Ontology annotation, molecular function: oxidoreductase activity, acting on paired donors, with oxidation of a pair of donors resulting in the reduction of molecular oxygen to two molecules of water. The record is from RefSeq and is a predicted model, not a curated record.
AUGAGGGGCACUGUGCCGUACUCAGAUGGCCACGGGAAGGUAUGCACAACCUUCACUGCAGAGCACGCCACGCAUGGUCACAUCAAGAUGCACCAUGCCUACACCAACGUGGUGGCCGGGGGAUCCAGCACGUGGAGGCUGCGUUAUCUCAACCGCUAUGUCUACAUGUUCCUUGCUCCUUUCCUCCUCCCCAUCGCCACUCCACCGGUGGCUGUCGCACAUUGGCUGCCCAUGUUCUCCCGGGACAACAAGCCCCCAAUACACGUGAUGAGCCUGAGGGCGCUUAACCUGGCCCAGGUGCCUGUGCUGGACUGGGCAUUCAGCCACGUGGAACAACACCUCUUCCCCAGGCUCUCUGAUAACGUCUGCUUGGAAGCUGAGCCCAUGGUGUCCCAGUUCCUCCAUGAGAAGCAGCUACCGUACAAUGAGGAAUCGUACCUGGCUCGCUUCCAGCUGUUUCUCCGUCGCUAUGAGGAAUUCAUGGUGCAGGCCCCACCUAUCACUGAGCUCGUGGGGCUGCAAUGA